Molecule: messenger RNA, 1935 nt
Organism: Cryptotermes secundus
Lineage: Eukaryota; Metazoa; Arthropoda; Insecta; Blattodea; Kalotermitidae
Gene: Mfap1
Product: microfibrillar-associated protein 1
Exons: 8
Coding region: 87-1454 (455 amino acids)
Biological process (GO): mRNA splicing, via spliceosome
Cellular component (GO): U2-type spliceosomal complex
Molecular function (GO): RNA binding
Source: RefSeq, a predicted model, not a curated record
AUAAAGUAGGCCAGUGAACUAAAUAAGGAAUAUAGUUGAUAAAUCGCAAAUUAAGUUUAGCUUUAUUUUACACCUGAAACUUCAACAUGAAUAAUAUAGCAGGAAUAAGUAUCCAGAGCACAGCUGGUGCUGUACCUGUAAGAAAUGACAAAGGCGAGGUUUCUAUGCAGAAAGUCAAAGUGCAUCGUUAUGUGUCUGGUAAAAGACCCGAUUAUGCACCUAUGUCAAGCAGCGAAGAAGAGUCUGAAGAAGAUGAUUUUAUCGAACAGAAACGGAGACUUCUUGCUGGUCGGCCUGUGUCGCCAGCAGAAGCUGUUGAACAAGACGUGGAAGCAACAGGAGAGGUAGACCUGGAUGAUCCAAGACUAAGAAGGCUGAAAACUAGGAAGGAAGGUGACCAUGGAGAAGAGAGUGAAGAUGAGAACAGGAUGGAGAGACAUAGGCAUAUUCAUGCACCAGAGAUCCUCGAUGUGGGGGUGUCAGAUGAGGAGAAGGAGGUGCGUCGGAUUGCCAGAAUGGAUGAAAGUGAGGAGGAAGAGGAGGAGGAUGAGUUGAGUGAUGAGGAGAUUGAACGGCGAAGGCAGAUGCUACGUGAGAAGGUUCUGAACCACAAAGAGGACGAGGAGGUGGAGGUACUGGACAAAGAGGAGGAAGGCCACUCACCAGAUGAGAGUGCAUCAGAGUCGUCAGAAUAUGAGGAGUACAGUGACUCUGAAGAGGAAGCGGGUCCACGUUUGAAACCCGUGUUUGUUAGGAAGAAGGACAGAGUCACAGUGAUGGAGAAAGAGCGAGAGGCAGUGCGUCAGAAGCAGGCCGAGAUAGAGGCAAAGAAAAUGGCAGAGGAGCGCCGCAAGUACACACUAAAGAUGGUAGAAGAAGAUAUACGGAAGGAGACAUCCGUGAAGGAUGGUGAUGAACCAUCCUUACAUGAUGUUAACACAGAUGAUGAGAACGAUGAGGUGGAAUAUGAGGCUUGGAAACUGCGUGAGCUGAAGCGAAUCAAACGGGAUCGUGAGGAGAGAGAACAGAUAGAACGGGAACGACUGGAAAUAGAACGGCUGCGCAACAUGACAGAAGAGGAGAGGCGGCAAGAGCUUAGGAACAACCCCAAGUUUGUCACUAACAAAGCAACGAAGGGCAAAUACAAGUUCCUGCAGAAGUACUAUCACCGUGGUGCUUUCUUCAUGAAUCAGGAUGAUGACCUGUAUAAGAGAGACUUCUCGGCAGCGACACUGGAGGAUCACUUUGACAAGACCAUUCUGCCAAAGGUGAUGCAGGUGAAGAACUUUGGGCGCAGUGGUCGCACCAAAUACACUCACCUUGUGGACCAAGACACUACACAGUUUGACUCCCCGUGGAUAUCGGAGACUGCUCAGAAUCUCAAGUUCCACAACAACCAGGCUGCAGGCAUGAAGCAGGUUUUUGAACGUCCAUCUGUCAAGAGGAGCAAAUAGAGAGGGCAGGCUUCAUGCAUGUGGUUGUCACUAUUGUGACUGGAAAUGUGAUGUUCGCUAUAUUGUAUCACCAUUUUUAACAAGCUUCAUUAAAAGGAGUAGGAGUAAAAUGCUGAACCUUUGUGCCCAAGACCGGCUGUGCUCCUUUCCCAUUGCUCUCAUUUUGCAGAUGUGGGCCUUGCCAUGCCCCAGCUGUAUGUGGUGUCAUGAAUACAUAAACAGUGAAUUCCAAUAUGUAGUCAUUUUAUAUGUACACCAUGUUUGUGUAUAUUGCAUCCCAUAUGCAGUUCCAAUUGUUUAUAAAGAACUGUAACACAACAGCACAUUGAAACUUGAAAUGUCAAGAUUGAUGAUAAAAAUACUGUAAAUUAGAAAGAGCUGCUUUGUUUUGCUUCCUGCUGUGUGAACAUCUCUCAGGGUGCCAUCAGAUAAUGAUGUAGAUCAAGGGUCUCCAAACUCCGGCCUGCAAAAGAAUUGUGCA